AUGAGAUCCGAAAAGAGCCCUAAGAAGACACGAAAGAGAAUGACCAAGACAAUAACGCCUGAAGUCGACUUCAACAAUAAGGAUUACAACAUACGCUCACCGGAGCGCACCCAGCUCCUGACCCAAAUUAAGGAGGCAAUCGGCGACACUCCCGUCUCCUCUACUUUCUGGGCUUGCUUUCAGCCCGCCGAUAUGAACCAAUUGAACCAAUUGCUGGUUAUCGCCAAGCGAUCUAAAGAUUCAGGAUCAGAGGCAGUCUCGCAACAUUCAGGGGGUGCAAGGAAGCGCAAACUGAAUGCUAACGGACAAUCGUGGGUGCAACGGUCAGCGAAUCAGGCGGAUAACGUAAGUGGAUAUCAUCCAACAAACUUCUGUCUGACAAUACAGUACAAAAAGCGCGAUGAUUACAAAUGCGUCCUGACAAAUCAGCUAUUGCCUCAGGCAGCCCAUAUAUUCCCCUACAGUAUACUCAAUUCACCGCUACAAGGCAGCCGAAGCCCAGUCUCCAAGAUGGUGCCCGAUUUUUGGGAUUUGUUACAUCUCUUCUGGGACGAGGAUCGGAUCAAGAAAUGGAGAGGGACGAUCUUUCCAGAUCCUCAGAAUCCGAAUACUGGUAUCGAUCGAUGCGUCAAUCUCAUCUCCCUCGAUGCCGGCGUCUAUGUUAAGUGGACGAAGGGGAUGUUCGCGCUAAAGCCAUUGAAACUUCCAACCGAUCGUAAAGAGCUUACUGUUCAAUUCUUCUGGCAAGUUCCUGGCAACUACGACAUUGUAAGCCGGAUCGAUUUGCUCUCGGAACCCACAUCGUCAGAAGGCUUGGAAAUCGUCGCAAACGGACAUGGGUUACUUCACAUUGAAGAGGAUGGCCCUUCGCACCUUAUUCGUUCCGGUGAGCUGUUUACUCUCACUACCAAAGACCCCGAAAAUUUGCCGUUACCAAGCGCGGAACUCUUAGAGAUGCAAUGGGUUCUCCAACGUCUCGUGGGAAUGUCAGGGGGCGCCGGAUGGCCAAUCCUGGAUUUGGAUGACGAAAGUGUUGAUGAUGACUAUGGCUGGUUUGUUCCGGACCUUAACCCCAAUCUGGACAACUCCUUGAAAAGAGUCCGCGAAUGGGUUACUCCCAAGGAGGCAGCAGAUAUCGGGCCGGAAGUUUCAACGGCGACACCAAGUCCUUCUGUGAUGCCGUGCCAUUGA
Rhinocladiella mackenziei CBS 650.93 is the source of this 1191-nucleotide messenger RNA. RefSeq lists its product as uncharacterized. The transcript has 2 exons. The record is from RefSeq and is a predicted model, not a curated record. The coding region runs from base 1 to 1191 and encodes 396 amino acids. Lineage: Eukaryota; Fungi; Ascomycota; Eurotiomycetes; Chaetothyriales; Herpotrichiellaceae.